ACAGAGCAGAUAAGUUGGAGCCAGCAGAAUCCCCCGUACCAAACCACCUCGUCGACCACCACGAGUACUGCUCUUGACGGGAGCACACACACCCACACACCUACCCCAAGGCACACCCUCGCCGUUCCCACCGUCUAUGUAACUGCCUUCCCCCCCUUUCCAAAUGCGGCCCAAUGGAGCCCGCCACAGAGCCCGCCUUACCAGGCGAGCCUCCCCAGAAGCCCCGACAGCUGCCCCCGGACCUGCCCACUUCUCUCGAUGACCGGCGCGCUCCCGUCAUGGGCGAGGAGAUGGAGAUGUACGACGCCUGGCAGGGACAGUCGCAGUUCCUCACCACCCCAGUGCCCGCCCAGCCCCUCCACUUCAACCUGUCUCUCGACGACCCCAGCUUUGGUGAUGAUGACAUGCACCAGCUCGAGGAUAGCGACACCCGCCUGGUCCAGAUGCUCGCGUACCAGGCCCGCCUACGAAACGAUAACUCGGGGGACGAGGCCACGGUAGUUGCCGACGACAAGCUCUCUCACGACGAGAAGCGAGCGGCGCUGCAAGGCCUCUUGACACUGGCUGCCUCGAAUGGCGAGGUCGAGCGCGUUCAGCGCCUGCUAGGCGGAAAGACUGCCGAGUACAUCGAUGUCGAUGCAGUCGACGCUGACGGCACUCCGCCCCUCGUCUAUGCCAGCUGCUUUGGACACGAAGAUGUCGUCAAGGCUCUCCUGGAUGCGGGAGCACAGGUGGACAAGCAGGACAAGAACUGCUGGAGUCCUCUGAUGUGGGCCAUGACCAACCGACACAAGGGCAUCGUCAAGCUUCUGCUCGACCAUGGCGCCUCCCCCGAUGUCAAGUCGUCCUCCGGCAGGACAGCGUUUGACUUUGUCGAACCCAACAGCGAAAUCUCCGAGUACCUACACGAGAGCGGCUACGCCAUCGGAAACGCAGGUGUCUCCGACGACUUCUAUACGUCUGGCUUCUCCCAGGACCGCUUCGAGGAGGAAAUGGCAGAGAACGAGAUGAAACGUCGUAUGAUGAUGGAGAGUGCAAUCAACCUAGAGGUCGAUCUGGGCAAUCUGGGCCUAGACGAACAGCCAGAGACUCCUGAAGAGCUGGACGACGAAGGUCAGGAAUUCGUCUGGGACCGCUGCCUCAACGAUCAAAUGUUUGUCUUCCAGGAGAGUGACUUGGGUCGCAUAUUGGAUAUCAUCAUCACCAACAUGACCCCGCAGCGCUCUCCAUCGCAGAAGCCCGUCCCGGCCAACAUCCUCUUCCUCAGUGCGCGAUAUGCAUACUAUCACUCGAGCCCUGAACUGUUGGAGACUUUGCUUAUGACUGCCAUGGACAAGAUCAAUGACGUUGUGGAACGGCAUCAAUGGGACAUGACUGUUCUGGCCUUCUGGAUGUCCAACGCCACCCUGCUCCUGCACUACCUGAAGAAGGACACCGGUCUUGUCCACUCCACUGCCGAGUUCCAGCUCCAUCUGGCAGAGCUGAUCAACGAAAUAUUCAUACUAAUAAUACGUGACGCGGAACGGAGGAUGGACAAGUCUCUGGAUCAAUCGAUGCUGGACCACGAGACCAUCCCGGGGUUCGAGGAUGUUCACUUCCAACACGAAUGGAAAAUAUUCCGCACCAAGCAGAAACCGAAACCACUUGAGCCUAUCGAGAAGCGGUUCAGGCCCCCGUCACCAAAGCGGCGAGCACAACCUUCACCCCGCAACAUAACCUCCCUGCUCUCGUCCACAUUAUUUGUCCUCGACCUCUACGACGUCCACUCUGUCAUCACUACUCAGGUUCUAUCACAGCUGAUCUACUGGCUAUCCGCAGAACUGUUCAACCGCAUCAUGUCGAAUCGCAAAUAUCUCGCGCGCACAAAGGCAAUGCAGAUACGCAUGAACGUGUCCACGUUGGAAGAUUGGGCGCGCGCCAACAACCGACAGCCGGAACACUACGAGAACGGGUCGAUGACGUCUACGGGCGAAAGCUCCGCCGACGCGGCAAAGCGUCAUCUGGAGCCACUCGUACAGCUCCUGCAGUGGCUCCAAUGCUUCUCCUCACUAGGCGAGGACUUGGAAUCGCUGGUCGGCACACUGCAACAGCUACCACGGUUGACACCGCAGCAGCUACUGCACGCGGCAAAAUACUAUAGGCCCGAGGUUGGCGAGAAAGGCUUGCCUAAGAGCGCCUCCAAGUAUAUUAUGCACUUACAAAAAGCGGCCGCAGACCGCAAAGCAGCCCGUACCAAAUCUCCGAACCCGCAAUCCGACUCUGCCCCGGCCACUCCCGUCAAGGCCUCGCCUCAACCUGGCCAUGCCGUCUCUCCCGCACCUUCUCGUCCAGAGGAAGAAGAAAAGGAAGACGCGCCAGACGACCUCCUCCUGGAUCCUUCAUACAUGCUACCAUUCUCGCUGCCUACCUCGACAGACAUGCUCAUCACGUAUGGCGCGGGUUUUGGCGGGGUGAAUAGAGAACGCGCAAGGAAGUAUGUUCCUACUGUGCCGCCGGAGUUUCUGGCCAAGCUGGAUCUGAACGGAAACAAGAACGGCGGGAGUGUGUAUGAUGAUACCAGAUGGGCGGAGCAGAACUAUGGGUGAGGGUCGGUUGGAGGAGGAGUGUUGACGCGGCAGUAAAUCCCCCAGGGGGCGAUUCUUCUGAUGCAGUUGAUGGAAUUGAGGGUUGUUCUUGGCGGCUGGUUUGAAGACCUACCGCAUGAAUAGAUUUACGUUCUCGGGCAUGCCGCAUAUAUAGACGGUUUGAUGUUCGUUCAGGAGCAUGAACGCAAAAGUGACUGCAAGGUUCAAGAGUACUUUAUAUAAGGAUCUAGAUCGGUGUGUUUGAGAGAAGUUUACAUAGUAGGUAGGGUCUGCUGGUACGUCAUUGGACGUUUUCCAUCGUGUGACCGAUUACCCAAUUGCGCAGUUC
Molecule: messenger RNA, 2913 nt
Organism: Westerdykella ornata
Lineage: Eukaryota; Fungi; Ascomycota; Dothideomycetes; Pleosporales; Sporormiaceae
Exons: 3
Coding region: 174-2585 (803 amino acids)
Molecular function (GO): GTPase binding
Source: RefSeq, a predicted model, not a curated record